AUGAGUGCCGCGUGGAUGUACAACGGAGUUGCUCCCCACAGCCUUGCCGCGUACGCAUCCUCGCUCGCCGGUGACUAUGUUCGAGUGGUUCAAGAAACCGGAGGCUUCUCACAAGUACGUCGACCUGAUCAUGAAGGCGUCGUCCAGGUGGGCAAACUGGGACCCACCGAAGAUUAUCCAGGCGAGCGACAGUUUUAUCCGAGCCUGUUUUCUGAGGCUGACCCCGUUGAAAAUAGGCUGGUGACUUUGGCUACAUCGACAAGAGGUCUGGCCAGUUUCAACGGACAGGGAAUAUCUACAAGCAUCCCAAGACGGCCGAUGGCGAAGAAGCACUCUGUGAAUGUCCAGUCCACCGAGGACAUCAUAGCCACUAAGACAUCCACUUCUGUGAUUCGGCCAACUCUUGCUUAUUCACUCGCAGAGGAGUUGGGAACGAUGCAAAUGUCAAAUUUGCCGCAGAAAUCAAGUUCGACAACUGUCGGGGUCAUGCAUAAACCGCGUAUGAGCGUGGUGCCAGAUGAGCUCUACCAAGCGACGGUGGACGACGAGUCUCUCAGGGCUUUCUUCGAAGACAAGAAGCUUAUGCUCGUCAUGGAAUCAUUCAUAUGUGACGGCUAUUUUCUGUACCUGUCGAGCAAAAAGGCAGAGAUCAUCUAUGUAAGCCUGAACGCCAAUGCCUCCAUCACCGGGGGACCCUCUGCAGGCGCAAAAGCCUCUUGGGCAAUGGAAGGUGGUUCUGGUACCUUUCGUAGAGGUUACCGAACAGGCACGGAAAGGUUUACGCCACUCUAUUGCCUGAAGGUCGUCCAACCACCGCCCGGUAAACGGGGCGAGAGCCAUCACCCCAACUUGUCACAUAGGGGCACACCGUCGCCACUGCCCGGUCAACAGCACGAGAGCCCUGACUCUAACUCGCCACAUAGGGGCACACCGUCGCUACUGCCCGGUAAAUAG
This is a messenger RNA of Phanerochaete carnosa HHB-10118-sp, 954 nucleotides long. RefSeq lists its product as uncharacterized. NCBI's taxonomy places the organism in Eukaryota, Fungi, Basidiomycota, Agaricomycetes, Polyporales, Phanerochaetaceae. The record is from RefSeq and is a predicted model, not a curated record. Bases 1 to 954 code for a protein of 317 amino acids. The transcript is spliced from 3 exons.